Peniophora sp. CBMAI 1063 is the source of this 1704-nucleotide messenger RNA. NCBI's taxonomy places the organism in Eukaryota, Fungi, Basidiomycota, Agaricomycetes, Russulales, Peniophoraceae. The record is from the annotation of a GenBank genome assembly.
AUGCAGUUCACGAAUAUUUUUGCGAAGCUACAUCCUGUCAAUGGCGGGUUCGGCCUCACGCAACGAAACGGCGUAUUUCUGUCUUCCGCGAAGAACGAAUGGGCCGUGGGGCGACGAUCGACCUUGGACGUCCCUCCCGACAUCUGGAUCGACGACUCGAGGCGCAACACCAGUUCCACUCAUGCCAUCGUGAUAUGGCAUCCUGAGCGCCAUUCGGCUGUGCUCAAGGAUUGCGACAGCCGAAAUGGUUCAUACGUCAACGGAUGCAGAGUGCCACCUGGUCAGUGCGUCGAGUUGAAGGAUGGAGAUAGAGUUUGGUUGGGACCAGUCGACGACUCGCUGUCUUGUGGUGCGUUUCCUUUUGUCACCAUCUGUGGACACGAUUCAAAUGCGGAGGCUACAGGUUUCUCGUACCAAUAUUUAUGGGGAAGCUACAACCCCUUUCUAUCCGAAUACGGGUGCGAAGCGAAGUUAGGUUCAGGCUCUUUCGGCGACGUCUACAAGUUCUUUCGUCGUUCUCGCCCGUCGGAAGUCUACGCCGUCAAGGUUCUCGACUACAGUGAAUCGGGUGGAAGAAACAGCUACGAGGACGUCAUCAUAGAGAUGACUUUGUCCCAGGAAGCUCGUUCUCAUCCAAACAUAUGUGCAGUCAUCGAAGCCUUUCAGGAUGAUGAGCACGACACGAUAUACAUACUUAUGCCGUACAUGGCACUUGGAGAUCUCACGCGACACUUUGGGAACUCGGUUGGCGCCAAUAUCUUUCAAUUCCGGACGAUCAUGAAACAACUGUGCGACGCUUUGACUCAUAUUCACUCGCACGGCAUCGUACACAGAGACGUUAAACCCACGAACAUUCUGGUUAAAUCCUGGUUUCCAUUAGUCGUCGUUCUUACGGAUUUUGGAGCGGCGCACUCAGGGGAGUCACACGCGUUCGAGAUGCACACUCUCGUGGGCACCUUCCGCUAUAUGGCACCCGAAAUCAUACGGCGUGAGGGGUAUGAUCACAAAGUCGACUCAUACAGUUUGGGCGCUACGGGAUUCCACCUGCUCGUCGGUCUUAAGCGAUCCAUAUUCAAAACUGAGAUGGCUCUUUCCGCGGCGGAUCCUAACCCUUGGCUACACUCGCGUGAGGUUCGGUGGGAAUUGGUCGACAACAAAGCUCUGCCAUACCAAGGUCUGCUGAUGCUCGAAGGUUUGCUGGCGAGUCACCCAGUCUCCCGGUGGUCGAUGGCGCAAGUCGCAGACCUGCCAUGGAUCAAAGACUUGGAAGAUAUUGAUGAAGAGCACCUCGACUUAGCGUCUACUAUUGACCUGAAGCUCAACUGCGGAGAGUCCUGCAAACCAGACACGACCGCUGCUGUCAUUCCCGCUCAUACCGGAUUUGUGCCCUCCACCUCCGCCGUGACGGCAGAUGCCAUCCCAGCGUCCCCGGUUUUGCGUCCAGUUAUCUCGUCUUCCGACGUUGGAUCACCGGUGCCCUAUCUCAUGUCGUUGCCGUCGAGUCAAUCUCGCAGUGGAACUCCCGCCGCUAACCGGAUUCAACAGCCGGAUCGACUCGUUCAGGAGGAGAUUCGGAAGUCACCUCGCCAGCAGACCACACAGUAUAAGGAGAAAGUCCGUGAAAGGGUCGAGCAACAGGCUUACGUCGAGGCUUAUCUGUACGGUGUUAGAGCUCGCAGGAGGAAGGUUACGGCACAGAUAUAG